CUCGUGCAAACGAACUUGUUCACAACCCAGUUCCCGAAUAGUUCAACUAGAACAUAAGGAAAACAAUUCAAUAAAACAGAGAAACAACAUGGACAAGCAUCGUUUGCCGCUGCCAGAGAUGAGCGAUGAUAAGCACCGGCACAAACAGUUCAAUGGGCAUUUUGACAGCAACCGAUUUCGACCGCCCAAAUACAAAACGCGUUACAUUGCCGUCGAGAACAACAAUUUGAAUCGCAGCCAGUCGUCGGGAUCCUGCAGCGCCAACAACUCACAAAUUGCGCACGCGAUCUCAUUUCGCGGCGGAUCCGAGUGCUCCGAUGCCGGCACAUUGCCGGUCUCACCAAAUGCUGCCGCAGCCUCACAGUCGUCCAUGUCCUGCAAUAAAAGCCAUUUCGAGGAGUGUUUCGAGCGUUUGGCAAAGCUGGGCGAGGGCUCCUUUGGUGAAGUAUUCCAGGUGCGAGAUCGUUCCGACAGCCGGCUGUAUGCGGUCAAAAUCUCCAAGCAAUUGUUUCGUGGCGAACAGUAUCGGGCUGAGCGGCUGGAGGAGGUGCGUCGCUACGAGGAGUUCUCCGGCCAUGAGAAUUGCAUUCGGUUCAUACGUGCCUGGGAGCAGUACGAUCGGCUGUUUAUGCAAAUGGAGCUGUGCCGCGAAAGCCUAGAGCAGUAUUUGUACCGUUGCCGACACAUUCCAGAGGAGCGCAUCUGGCACAUUUUGCUGGAUUUAUUGCGUGGCCUAAAGUCGCUGCACGAUCGCAAUCUCAUACACUUGGACAUUAAGCUGGAUAACGUGCUCAUCGACGACGACGACACCUGCAAACUGGCGGACUUUGGGCUGGUCAUCGAUGUGGACAAAGCGAACAACCAUCAGGCAACAGAGGGCGACUCCCGUUACAUGGCGCCCGAAAUACUGCAAGGCCAAUUCUCCAAGGCCGCCGACAUAUUUAGCCUGGGCAUCGCAAUGCUGGAGCUGGCCUGCUACAUGGACUUGCCCUCGAAUGGACCGCUCUGGCAUGAGCUGCGCCAGGGCAAACUGCCCGAGGAGUUCAUCAACACAAUCUCCGUGGAACUGCAGCAGGUCAUCAAAUGUAUGAUGUCGCCCGAGCCGCGACUGCGGCCGACUACGGAUCAGCUGCUAUCGCAUCCUCGGCUCCAGAGAAUGCAAAAGGAGGAGAAAUCAAUGGUCACAUUAAAGCUGCUGUCGAAGUGCUUUCGCCGCUCGCGACGUGCGCUGUGGAUAAAAAUGUGCAAUCUGAAGACUACUGCGUACCGUUGCCUCUUCUACAUAUUGGAAGUCUUGCACUUGUACAAGCCGCUGACGGCACCGAAGUCCGCUACGUAUGGCAAUGGAAAUGCGGUAGCAGCAGCGCCGGCAUCGCCAUCAGCAACCGUUCCUGGUGUGCCUCGUGUAGAGUUUCAACUGGUGGGCUCAACGCCUAUAGGGAAUCGAGAUUGUUAUGUAUCCGAUUUUCUGUUAGCCAUGGAUACACUGGAGUUGUCACAGCAGGGCACACCAACAGCCUGUGGACGAGAGAAUUUGGUCAAUUCGACGCCCCUGAAUCAUAAUCACAAUAAGUCCAAUCGUCAAAGAGGUUCCAGUUCGGCGCGUAAAUCCCAAGCGGAGAACAGUAAUUUAUUGGCCAAGGACACGAGCUGCUCGCGUGCCAAUGCUUCCACGCCAAAAGUAUUGGAGACGUCAUCGUUUCGGCGUAUUAGAUUAUUUACAUUAGACAGCGAUGAGGAGUGAACUCCAGAGAUAUUGCAACGGAAUGAAUUUAUGGAUAUGAAGCCUAUACAUAUAUCAGUUACAAAAAGAAACCCAUACAUAUGGCAAGAAUAUAUAUCGUUAUAAGUCAUGAAUAUCCCUAGUUAUUAGGCCCAACGAUUGUGUAAUGUUAACGCUUCUUUAGAAGAACUUGUUGUUAAAAGAACUUUGUUUUUAUAAAGUAAUCCGAAUUGUAAAAGAUAAUACAUAUAAGCAUGUGAUAUAUAUACGAAAUGCGAUUUGUAAAAGCCGCAAAAUUUAAAGAAAUCUAUCAUAACAUUUUCCAAUUCAAUUGCAAUAAAUAUUAAACGAGAACGAACUA
Messenger RNA from Drosophila novamexicana, 2084 nucleotides. Its product is annotated as membrane-associated tyrosine- and threonine-specific cdc2-inhibitory kinase. Gene Ontology annotation, molecular function: protein kinase activity; ATP binding. Bases 89 to 1744 code for a protein of 551 amino acids. The record is from RefSeq and is a predicted model, not a curated record. The transcript is spliced from 5 exons. NCBI's taxonomy places the organism in Eukaryota, Metazoa, Arthropoda, Insecta, Diptera, Drosophilidae. Gene Ontology annotation, biological process: protein phosphorylation.